AUGGGAUCAUCCGAUAUCCCACCCCUUUCAGCCCCGCAGUGGCUCAUCCCCGUGUCGACGCUCUGCCUCAGCGCUGGUGUCGGGUUCUGGCUCCUGUGCUACGUCCUCAUGGCGCGGCGCGCGCUUCAGACACACGCGACGCCGAUGCCACUUCUCGCGCUCGGACUCAAUCUCUCCUGGGAGGUCGUUUUUGCCGUGUACGUGACCGAGAUGCCGAUUGAGCGCGCCGGCUUCGUGCUCUGGCUGCUGUUUGACAUGCCCGUUCUGCACGCCACCAUCAAGCAGGCCAGGCACUCGUUUGCCGCUUCGCCGCUGGUGGCGCGUCACGUUGGGCGCUUGCUCGCUCUCAUAUUUGCCGCCGGACUCGCUGCCAACUACGUCUUUGCGCAGUGGUGGCUUGCCGUGCCGCACCGGGGCCACGGCAACAAGGAUGGCAAGCCGUGGUUCGGCCUCGAGGCCAGGGAUACCACGGAGCUGGCCUGGUGGUCGGCCGGCGUGGCGCAGAUGGUGCUGAGCGUCUCUUGCGUGGCGAUGGUGCUGAGUCGGGGACACUCUGGCGGCCAGAGUUACGGAAUCUGGUUCUGCCGUUUCGCAGGUUCUCUCAUGGGACUACCGGUAACCUGCGGUCUGCUCUGGUGGUACUGGCCUGAGCCACAUGGCUUCAUUUUCCACCCUCUCUCGUACAUCAUCAUGGUGCCCACGUUUGCCUGCGACAUUGCAUACCCGUUCCUCCUGGCCCAUGUUCGCAAGACGGAAACGGUACUCCCAAACGGCAUGGUGGUGUCUGGUAGUGGCGAAGCGACGGGCAACAAGAAGACGCAGUAG
Molecule: messenger RNA, 825 nt
Organism: Cordyceps militaris CM01
Lineage: Eukaryota; Fungi; Ascomycota; Sordariomycetes; Hypocreales; Cordycipitaceae
Exons: 2
Coding region: 1-825 (274 amino acids)
Molecular function (GO): lyase activity
Source: RefSeq, a predicted model, not a curated record